Prunus avium (sweet cherry) is the source of this 2877-nucleotide messenger RNA. RefSeq names its product DUF724 domain-containing protein 3-like. The record is from RefSeq and is a predicted model, not a curated record. NCBI's taxonomy places the organism in Eukaryota, Viridiplantae, Streptophyta, Magnoliopsida, Rosales, Rosaceae.
UCUGCUACUAGACACUAGUAAAUAUAGUGUGUUUUUCUCUCUGGAGAAAGUGAGAGAAGACAAGAAAAUGGUGGUGAAGCGGAGCCAAGCGCAUUUGAGCAAGGAUUCAAAGGUGGAAGUUUGCAGCAACGAAGACGGGUACAAAGGUGCAUGGUUCCCAGCCAUAAUCCUUGACCCACAACCCUCAGAUGGCACACCAAAGAAGAAAAGGAAGAGCCUUGGCAACUCAAGCAAGGCUCUGGUGCAGUACGAGACUCUGGUCUCCGAAGAUGACCCAAACAAGCCACUCACUGAGCUCGUUGACGUGUGCUCCAUCCGGCCAGUGCCUCCCCCUGACAAUCCUGACCAGCCCUUCGAGCCCGCAAACGUCGUAGACGCCUUUUACCAAGAAGCUUGGUGGGUGGGGGUUGUGAUGAGGUUUGAGGAUGACAAGUAUACGGUGGGUUUCAAAAACCCACCUGAUCUGCUUGAGUUAAGGCGCUCUGAGCUGCGGCCUCAUUGGGAUUUGCUGGACGGCGUAUGGGUUCGAGCCCGGAAGGAGAGGAUGGCGGGAUCAUUUUUCAGCCCUGGGACAGCAGUGGAAGUGAAUCUCUACAAAGAACAUCCAUUCUGUGCUUGGUUCCCAGCAAUUUAUCUUGGUGAACUAGGGGCCAACUAUUUCUUGCUUCAAUAUAAGAGCUCAAACAACUGUGAUGUUAAAGUGGUCGUAGGUGGCAAACAGAUUCGGCCUCAGCCUCCAAAGUUGGCUGAAAGAGAUUUUAACUUGAUGGAAAAGGUGGAUGCAUUCUUUGAUAUGGGUUGGUGGGUCGGCGAGAUUAUAAAAGUUCUUACAGGAAAGAAGUAUCUGGUCUGUUUAAAAUUGACAGAGGAGGUGAAGCAACGCAGUCAGUCAGAAUUGAGGCGUCACAUGUACUGGACGGAUGGAAGAUGGGUUACUAUCAUCAAUGGAAAACGGGUUACUAUGAUCAAUAGAAACUGGGUUACAAUGAUCAAUGGAAACUGGGUUCCUUACUUUAAGUUUCAGGAAGGUCACUUUAGCAGGGAUUAUGAAGUACGAUCAAAGCGUGCAUGCAGGAGUUCCAGGAGUUCUGAGUUAGCUGUAGCACUUGAAUGUUCAGGUGCUACCAAGGAUAAUAAUGAAGAAAAAACACCUUGUUUGAGGAUUUCGUGGAAGAAUCAGUCGGAGGACUUGAGUCCUUGCAUUGAUAAAUCACCUUAUGGAAAGACCAAAAAGAAACUAAAAAUUAAUCAGAAACCUAAUGAUGAUGCAACCAUUUUAGGUCUUUCCAAGAAGUUAAUAUGGGGACAUUCAGAAGACUCCUUAUCUUUUGCACAAUUAUUUCGAAGGAGCGAAGAAGCCCCAGUUAGAGAUGGUGUGAAGACUAAGCAACAGCAGGUUGGAGGACUGGACAAUCAAGCAAUAGUUUCUCUUAAACGAAAAGUCAAGAAGGGCAGGGAAAUAAAAAAGGCUGAUGAAGAAGAUGUUGAUGAUGAGUAUGGAGUAGACAACAUUGAAUCUUUUGGUACAGAGUCUAAACUAACAAGGGGAUCUCAUGCUGACACAUCAUGUCUGCUCCCCAUGGAGGAGUUUGAAUGGAAUGAAGAUGGAGUGAGCAGUGAAUUGCAUGUGAUAAAAAGGUUGGAUUGGACAGGUGAGAAGCAGAAUGGAACUGGAGUUGUUGCUCAAGUUGAAUUGACUAAGACUCAAGUUGCGAAUGUUAAUGGUAACCCUACUGGGAUUUCCAACAAACAAAAUGAGGUCGGAGGAAGACAGGUUGAAACUGGGGUAACAGCUGACACUGAGCAACAAGACAAUCCACUUUGCCUUUCCGAAAAGUUCUCCGGUUGGGAAAAAAAUUGUAACCAUGGAUGUUCUGAAGAAGCGAUGAGAGAGACGGAAACUGUGGAUUCUGCAAUGGAUUACUUGACAAAAGAAGUUCAGGUGACUGUGACUGGAGUAUCUGCAACAGCAUCUGCCUAUGAUCAACCUUUAUCACUGUACAUAGAUGAAAUGCAUUCUAUAAAAGCCAAAGAGUGCUCAAGUAACUCUGCUGGGACUGCCAAGCAACAAAAUGAGGUUGGGGGAGCACAAGUUGAGCAACAAGACAGUACACAUUCGCCUUUUGUGAGAAGUUCUCCAUUUUGGAAAAGUAUUGAAUCCAUGGAAGUAUUCAAAAGAUUUCCGCAAAGGCCACAUUUUCAUCCUCUGGUGAAGUGUAAAGCGGUUUGUCGUGAAGGAUCCGCGCUUGGAAAUAUGAUAACCUUUGCCUCCUUGGUGGAGAAGACUUCCAAGUUGCAAGUUGGCGAUCCUAGAGACUUAAUUGAUAGCAAUUUGGAGGCACUAGUUGACUUGGAAAUUUUGGGAUUUGAUGUCAUGGCAGUACGGCAUCGUCUGAAGGAAUUGAUUGAAAUGAAAGUUAAGUUGGGGCAGCUUGAGAACCAAUCAAAAGAAGUUGACAUUCAGAUCACGGAGUGUACUUUUGACAGAACCAGAAACAGUGAAACAAUCAGUCUGAUUGAUAAGGAGAUCAAGGACUUGAAGGAAAAACGGGGGACCCUGAUGUCAAUCGAUGUGGCCAAAGGUUCUGAAAUUAGCAAGCUGCAAUCAGAAGCAAAUGCUAUAACUGAAGGCAUUCAGAGCAUCCAUCGUGAUUUUGAGAAAUUAGCUGCUGCAGCGUGGUGAUUGUUGUGAUUAUGAUGGAUGACACCCUUUAGAUUACCACUCCUUUUGCUAAGCUUGGACGCUGAUAUAUAAUAUCUGUACCCUUUUGAAUGUAAUGAUGACGUGAUACCAAACUGUUCUGUAGUUUAUUAUGACAGCCAUUAGCCUUAGGAUGCUGGUAACAAACAAUUAUCUGUAUGUACCAUGUACUACCA